Molecule: messenger RNA, 2350 nt
Organism: Pungitius pungitius (ninespine stickleback)
Lineage: Eukaryota; Metazoa; Chordata; Actinopteri; Perciformes; Gasterosteidae
Gene: abcd4
Product: ATP-binding cassette, sub-family D (ALD), member 4
Exons: 19
Coding region: 259-2106 (615 amino acids)
Biological process (GO): peroxisome organization; fatty acid beta-oxidation; very long-chain fatty acid catabolic process
Cellular component (GO): peroxisomal membrane
Molecular function (GO): ABC-type transporter activity; long-chain fatty acid transmembrane transporter activity; ATP hydrolysis activity
Source: RefSeq, a predicted model, not a curated record
CCGCCUAUAAACUCACCUCUCAGUGGCUUAGCAAGCUAGCAGUCCCUAAGACAAUGCUUUAAUUAAAUGAUAUUUAAUUGAAUUACCGCAGCCGUGACAGGUCAUUCUUGCGGCACUUUUAGCUAGCUGUUACUCAGGUUUGACCGUUACCGCUGUUAGCUGCCGCUAACAGCUUUAACCGUUAGUCCAAAGUGAGUCUAUUCGCCGCAGGGACGUGGGGAAAGUUUGUUUUUGUUAAACCUCCCCGUCAGAGUGCAGAUGCCUCGUUUGGAAAAGGCAAAUGCCAGAAGGAAGAAAAGACCUAAGUUAGACUGGACGUUCAUUCAGAGGUUCUGCAGCAUCCAGAAGGUCCUGUUCCCAUCAUGGACCAGUCAGAGUGCUCUGAUGUUUGGGACGCUGCUCGCGGUCACUCUCACAGAGCAGCUAAUCAUUUACCAAGUGGGCGUCCUCCCCAGUCACUUCUACAGCGUGCUGGCAGACAAAGACUACUCGGGCUUCCAGAGUCUGGUGGGCACGGCCAUGGUGCUCAUCUUACUCAACUCCACGUUGAAAAGUAUCGACCAGUACAUUUGCAAUCAGAUGUAUGUUAGCUGGAGGAGGACGCUAACGGAGAGCCUGCAUACGUCCUACUUCCAGGGCCGAGUCUAUUACACACUCAAUGUUCUCAGAGAGGAUAUAGACAAUCCAGACCAGCGCAUCAGUCAGGAUGCAGAGAGGUUGUGUAAACAGAUGAGCACCAUGGCCAGUCGUUUGAUUGUAUCACCGUUCACGCUGGCUUACUACUCCUACCACUGCUUUUAUAGCACCGGCUGGAUCGGCCCUGUGAGUAUCUUUGGCUACUUUGUGAUUGGCACCAUCGCCAAUAAAAUCCUUAUGGGGCCCAUUGUGUCGACUCUGUUUGAGCAAGAAAAACUGGAGGGAGACUUCAGAUUCAAGCACAUGCAGAUCCGUGUCAAUGCAGAGUCUGCAGCUUUUUACAGAGCCGGUAAAGUGGAGCACAUGAGGACCGACCGCAGGCUGCAGACUCUGUUACAAACUCAGAAGAGUCUCAUCAACAAAGAGCUCUGGCUUUAUAUCGGGGUAAACACGUUCGACUACCUCGGAGGUUAUCUCAGCUACAUUAUAAUCGCCAUUCCCAUCUUCACCGGUAUCUAUAACGGACUCACUCCUGGGGAGCUCAGUGCACUCAUCAGUAAGAACGCCUUUGUGUGCAUCUACCUGAUAAAUGGCUUCACGCAGCUGAUAGACCUGUCCACCACCCUGUCCGACGUGGCCGGAUACACCCACAGGAUCGGGGAGCUGAGGGAGGUGAUGGAUGACAUCCUGCACAAGCAGUGCGAUUAUGACCCGGCAUCGGGCGAAAGCUACGACUUUGACAGUGACUUCAACAUCCACGCGGGCCCCGCGGACACCGCCUUCGUCCUGGACCAUCUUUCGUACAAAUCUCCUUACUCGGACAAGCUGCUGGUGGAGGAUCUGAGUGUGAAGAUCAGCGAGGGGACCCAUCUUCUGGUGGUGGGUAACACGGGCACCGGCAAGACGUCACUGCUGAGGGUCCUCAACCGACUCUGGGAGGCACACAGCGGGUUUGUCCAAAUGACCACGUGCUUCGGGCCCAGAGGAACCCUCUUCCUGCCCCAGAAACCUUACCUGACUGACGGCACGCUGCGGGAGCAGGUGAUCUACCCGUUGAAGGAUAUUUACCCUGCAUCAGGGUCAGUAGACGAUGACAGAAUUAUACAAUUCCUGGAAUUAGCCGGAGUGGCCAGUCUCCUGGAGCGCACAGGCGGGCUGGAUGAAAAGGUGGACUGGAACUGGUAUGAUGUUCUGUCUCCAGGUGAAAUGCAGCGUCUCUGCUUUGCGCGUCUCUUCUACUUGCAGCCCAAAUACGCAGUGUUGGAUGAGGCCACCAGCGCGCUGACGGAGGAGGCAGAAGCACAGCUGUACUCGACCUGUAAACAGCUGGGCAUGACGCUGGUCAGCCUGGGACACCGCAGCAGCCUGGUGAAGUACCACGACGUCCAGUUGAAACUGUGUGGCGGAGGCCUGUGGGAGUUGACCAAGUUAAAAGGAGGCAGCAGGAGCCUCGGAGAAGAAGCACCGUGACAGCGGGGUCAUCCUGAGACAUGAAACACACAAGUGCUCUUCAACGUGCUGCUUUAAAACAGUUUCAGCAGUGGAUGUGAAAACCUGCUCUGAUCCAGUUUGAAUGUAUUCACAUCGUGGGGACAGAGCUUGACCUAAACAUUCUGGACCCAAAGACUUGGACGCCUCUGAAAUGAUCAGUAAAAUCCCUUAUGAAAACAAAUCAAUGAAAAAGGACAUUUUAAAACCUCAACAUUUGUUUAUU